AGAGACUUGUUAUACAAGUCAAGAGAGCCUCCGCUUAGAGACAUCAAUCUCACAAUGGGAAACAUGGGCCUAAUAAUCGUGGGGUACUUAGCAGUUGUUCUGCUAUGUUUUGCUUGCGAGGGAAAUGCAGAGAAGGUGAAAGCAUUAUUUGUGUUUGGAGACUCGUAUGCUGAUACAGGGAACCAUGAUCCCUACAACGCAACUGAUAAUGCACCUUGGAGAAGGCUAUAUGGAUUCAACUGGCCUGUUUAUCCUGCAGGGAGAUACUCCUCUGGGAAAGUGCAAACAGAUCGUUGGGGGUAUUUUUAGAAGUUUUGAAACCUAGUGCAUGAAUUGAAAGCCGUUGCAGGGAUGGCUAAUCUAAACAAUGAAAGUUCUGCUCAAAAUGAUGUAUUUGUUGUUCUUGUUGGACUGCAAUUUGAGUAGAUGUAUUUAGCCAUUGUUAUUGUUGCGUGAUCAUUUGAAAAUGUUGAAGUUGUUCAUGUACAGUCUAUAAUGUAAAUUUUGGCUGUUUGUAACCUCUUAUAUGACUGCAAUAGUUGUCUUUGUUGAACUGUUACCUCUCUUUCUCUUGUAUGGCUGCUUUAAUUGUCUUUGUUGAACUGUUACAUGUAUUUCUGUAAUUAGUGCUAAGUAGUCAUUUUUAUUUUUCUUUGACAGUCCUUGUACUACCAUCUUUAAUUGCAAUUUUUUAUUUGCAUUUGAUUGAGCAAAAACAAAUAAAUGGCCAAGUUAAUGAAGAACGUGAAUGUUGUAAGACUGGCUACUUAAUGUUGUACUGGCCAACUCAAUGCAAAAAGCAUGGCAAUAAACAGUUCACAGUGACUGAUACGAUUUGCCAAGUAGCCCUGGAUGCAACCCAUUCUGAAGAGACCUCUUAUAUAAGUCAAGAGAGCCUCUGCUUGGAGACAUCAAUCUCGCAAUGGGAAACAUGGGCCUAAAAAUCGUUGCGUCCUUAGCAGUUCUUCUGCUAUGUUUUACUUGUGAAGGAAAUGCAGAGAAGGCGAAAGCAUUGUUUGUGUUUGGAGACUCGUAUGCUGAUACAGGGAACCAUGAUCCCUACAACGCAACUGAUAAUGAACCUUGGAGAAGGCCAUAUGGAUUCAACUGGCCUGGUUACCCUGCAGGGAGAUACUCCUCUGGGAAAGUGCAAACUGAUCGUUGGGGUGAGAUCUUAGGACUACCCACUCCAAUAGCUUACGAGAUGUUGAGAACUCGCCAGUGUGAAGAGAUCCCAAAGAAUAUUGUUCAAGGGGUAAACUUUGCCUUCGGAGGGAGUGGAAUAUUGGAAGACCAUGGCUACAUAACUAUUUCUGAUCAGGUGAAGCAGUUCAAGAAGCUCAUGAGUGAAACAGGUGUACUUGGUUCAGAGGAAUUGGGUCGAUCAGUAGUGCUUAUCUCCAAUGCAGGCAACGACUACCUCUCUUAUAUAGAUAGCAAUGGAAUAAAUAUUAUGGGACUGGUGAGUUUGGUGUCAACUGUUGUAAGCGGCAUGGUGGAUGUUGUCAAGCAGUUAUAUGAAUGUGGAUUUAGAAAUUUUGUGGUGAGUAAUGUGGCAGCUUUGGGAUGCAUGCCAGAAGUUAACAGAAUAUCAUGUGAAUCUUCAUAUGAGGAUUUCCUUCAACAUCAUAGCAUGUUAUUGACUGAAAGUGUGACAAAAUUAAGAUUUGAUCUGAAAGGCUCCAGUAUUAUAAUUCCAGAUUUGUCUUCUGCAAACAAACACAUCUUUUCCAAUGCUCUAGAUUAUGGUUUUGAGGAUUGGUUCCAGCCAUGUUGUGCCAUUGACGGAGGAGUAUCAGGGUGCGCACAAGUGGAUGAUAGAGGAGAUGCACUGUUUGAGAUGUGUGAAGAUCCAAAUAAUAGCUUCUUUUGGGAUAACAGGCAUCCAACCAACAAAGGAUGGCAUGAAAUCAUGUCCUUAUAUGCAUAUGGGAAUACCAACGAAGGAAAGGAAUUGAGCUUUGUGGAAGGUGCGCUUAGCUUGACAGAGUGGGUGAAAUCUAUUGGUUUUGAUGCCUACGACAUCUCACCAAUUUAGACUGAUAAUCUUGUAAAAUAAUCCUAUGUUGGGGGAGCUAGUUCCUAAUUAUCUCUGCCUGUAACAUCUUGAAUAAUUAUAAAUUGUAUUGGUUUUUGGACUUUUAAUCUAUUGACGGCCACCCUUAAACAUCACACACUAAGCGUUGACCGCUUAGUGUGGCUGGUGUGGGCCCAUUCCCUUUGCCAGUA
This is a messenger RNA of Cryptomeria japonica (Japanese cedar), 2229 nucleotides long. Its product is annotated as GDSL esterase/lipase At5g03590. Gene Ontology annotation, molecular function: hydrolase activity, acting on ester bonds. Bases 923 to 2038 code for a protein of 371 amino acids. The transcript is spliced from 7 exons. Lineage: Eukaryota; Viridiplantae; Streptophyta; Pinopsida; Cupressales; Cupressaceae. The record is from RefSeq and is a predicted model, not a curated record.